GGCGUGUCGUCGACUCAUGGCUUUUGACUGAUUUUGGCAGCUUGCAAAGCCCAAACAGAACUUGUACUCUUCUAGCUGCUCUAUCUGAACUUCUCAUCAAACACACUGCAAACAUUACGGUAUCUCUUGCGUUGAUGUCUUGGUGAUCGACAGGAUGCAAGGGGAACACCAUGACCAUGUCCCUGUCUACGAGUCAGGCACCGAGGUGUUCCAAAAGCUUCAGGAGAAAUGGAAUUCCACCAAGCACAAGCGAUACCGCGCGAUGUACUCCAGCGUCGUCGGCGGAAUCAUCCUCGAUCCAUCGAUGAUGGUCAUCCCCAUCGACGAUCACAUGGUCCACAGAGGCCAUGGCGUCUUCGACACCGCCAUGCUUUCCGACGGGUACCUGUAUGAGCUGGAUUCGCACUUGGAUCGGCUGCUGCUAUCUGCAUCCAAAGCAAAGAUCAGCUCCCCAUUCUCCCGCGAAACACUUCGCGCCAUUUUGGUGCAGAUGACGGCUGCGUCCAAGUGCAGGAAUGGCUCGAUCAAGUACUGGCUCAGCGCCGGCCCCGGCGACUUCCUCCUCUCGCCAAAGGGCUGCACUGCGCCGGCGUUCUACGCCGUCGUCAUCGCGUCCGCCGCCGCCGCCGCCGCCGGCGGGCACCCGCGGCUCAGGGAGGGCGUGAGGGCGAUCACGUCGACGGUGCCGAUGAAGGACCCGUUCUUCGCGGCGAUGAAGAGCGUCAACUACCUGGCGAACGCGCUGGCCAUGGCGGAGGCAGAGGAGCGCGGCGCGUACGCGUCGGUGUGGGUGGACGGCGACGGGGGCGUGGCGGAGGGCCCGAUGAUGAACGUGGCGUUCGUCACGGGCGGCGGCGACCUGGUGGUGCCGGCGUUCGACAGGGUCCUCAGCGGGUGCACGGCGAGGCGGCUGCUCGCGCUGGCGCCCAGGCUGGUGGACGCCGGCGUGCUCAGGAGCGUCGGCGCGGCGAGGAUCUCCGCCGCCGACGCGAGGAGGUGCGCCGAGAUGAUGUUCGUCGGCAGCGGCCUCCCGUUGCUGCCCAUCGUCGAAUGGGACGGCCAGCCGGUUGGCGAUGGUCAAGUGGGGAAAAUUGCCCUUGCCCUAUCUGACAUGCUUUGCGAAGACAUCAAGGCCGGUCUCGACAGAGUACUUGUUCCUUAUGAUCAAGCGAGCUAGACGACGACUCAUAGAGCUUUGGAAGAUCAACUUUGUAUAAUAAUAAUAAUAAUGUAAUACUUCCAUUUAUGUGAACGAAAUUUUUCCGUAUUAUGAGUGGAGGAUCCGUCACAUUGACAGAAUUGAAUAUAGACUUAUUUUAUAAAA
Messenger RNA from Oryza sativa Japonica Group (Japanese rice), 1324 nucleotides. Its product is annotated as D-amino-acid transaminase, chloroplastic. Gene Ontology annotation, biological process: carboxylic acid metabolic process. Gene Ontology annotation, molecular function: catalytic activity. Lineage: Eukaryota; Viridiplantae; Streptophyta; Magnoliopsida; Poales; Poaceae. The record is from RefSeq and is a predicted model, not a curated record.